AUGAGUGGCCGGAUGCCCCUGCACACAGGCAUCAACGAUUGGAUCCCCAACAAGGCCUAUGGAUUGCCACUGGAUGAAACCACCUUGCCACAACUGCUUGGCUCCUCGGCAGCUUUUGGCCUUCUGACCGGCUCGGCAGGUUCGGCAGGCUACAAGUGCCACGCCGUGGGCAAGUGGCACUUGGGAUUCUUCAGGACAGAGUACACACCGACAUUCAGAGGCUUCGAGUCCUUCUACGGCUUCUACGAGGGAUCGGAGGAAGCGAUCGGCGCGCAGCGGUCCGCGUCGAUCUCCGACUAUUUUAAGCAUACCAAAGAUGGCGGCUUUGACUUGCACCGGGAGGCUCAGCCGCGCUGUGGUCCUGGCUGCACCACGCUGGCCUGGGAGGAUACAGAUCAGUACUCCACCAACCUCUUCGCCGAUGAGGCCCUUCGAAUCAUUGAUCGACACAAUACUUCAGAGCCGCUGUUCCUCUACCAAGCCUGGCAAGGUGUCCAUGACCCCAGACAGGUUCCACAGCACUAUGUGGAGCCCUACGUCCAUCGCAUCCCAGACCUCAAACGUCGGGAGUUCGCCGGCAUGGUCUCCGCGGUGGACGAGGGCAUCGGCAACAUCACGCGGAAGCUCCAGGAGAAGGGGAUGUUGGCCGAUGCGGUGGUCAUCGUCACCACGGACAAUGGCGGCCCCAUCGUGGACUGCGCUGGCAUCGGCGCUUCGAACCUGCCCUUGCGAGGUGGCAAAUGCUCGCUUUGGGAAGGAGGUACGCGCGGUACCUCCUUGCUUUUCGCGCCAGGAUACGUUGAGCGAAGCUUCACCUGGCAGGGUUUGAUGCACGGCGCUGACUGGUUGCCAACCCUGGUGGAAGGGGUGGCAGAUGAAAGGAGAGCCUAUGUGGAUCGAUGGGGAAACCGGUCUUCGCCCCGACAGGAGCUCUACUAUGGCCUGGCCGACUCCCAGGUGGGCCACCAUGGCCCCGCCUUACGCGAGGGGCCCUGGAAGCUGAUUGUGGGCACUGGAGGCGGCUCUGGUGAUCAUCCUCACUGGUGGAGGAACUUCUCCAGCUCUUUGGGGCUUUCGGAGGAUCAUCGACCUCGGCUCUUCAACGUGCAGGAAGAUCCCUCCGAGCGCUGUGAGGUCUCAGACCAGGAGGAGCGAGUGCGUGGCUGGGCAGUCUUGACCGGAGAGCGAUAG
Messenger RNA from Durusdinium trenchii, 1191 nucleotides. NCBI's taxonomy places the organism in Eukaryota, Dinophyceae, Suessiales, Symbiodiniaceae. The record is from the annotation of a GenBank genome assembly.